UGCCUGCUAGCAUGACUUCCAUCCUUCCAGAGCAGCAAACGAAGAGCAAACGGAUAACUUCUUCGCCUCCCCGAGCCUGAAAUCAGCCGCAAAAACACGUCCGACGUUUUUAUCCAGAGAACAUUAAAUCUUGUCUGGGCGUCUCUGCCAGAUGCUGUGAUGCCGUUUUCCUCCACAAACUGACUGCAAACCGCCACAUGACCCACCGCUGCUGCCUGUGAGGACGCCGUUUUGAGCAGUGGGCGGGGCCUGUCCUGUCCGGGGGCGGGGCCAGCGAUGGACAGCAGGUGCAGCAGCGUGGAUUCGCGGCUGACCGGCAGAGGGCUGGGUUCAGUCAGCAGCACGCCGCUGUCCGCCAGGGUGGAGUCGUACGAAUUCGGGGAGAAGAAAUGCAUCUCAGAUGUUCGGAGGACAUUCUGCCUCUUCGUCACCUUUGACCUUUUGUUCAUCACUCUGCUCUGGAUUAUUGAGCUAAAUGUGAGCGGAGGCGUUCAGGCGCAGCUGGAGAAGGAAGUGCUGCACUACGACUACCAUGCCUCUUUCUUCGACAUUUUUCUGCUGGCCGUCUUCAGGUUUGCAGCUCUCAUCCUGGCGUACGCCAUCUGCAAGCUGCGUCACUGGUGGGCCGUCGCUAUAACCACUGCAGUCAGCUGUGCCUUCCUGAUUAUUAAAGUCAUUUUAUCAAAGCUGCUCCUCCAAGGCGCCUUCGGUUACCUGCUGCCCAUCGUCUCCUUCAUCCUGGCCUGGAUAGAAACCUGGCUGCUCGACUUCAAGGUGCUGCCGCAGGAGAACGAGGACGAAUGCAGGUAUCAGUCGUUCCUGGACGCCGUGGAGCGCGCUCCGCUCAUGGGUCCCGGUCCUCUAUCCGACGGCCAGUUUUACUCUCCACCCGAGUCUCUCGCAGACUCUGAUGAAGAUCUGGAGGAUAAACACGACCCAGAAAAAAGCCUGAUCCAGAAAGUCUCCUAACAGGUUCCUGAAGACGUCCUGCUCCGUCCGCUCUGGACCUUCUGCUCAACGCCGUCCCACUUCUGGUUCCAGCCGGGUUUUAGUUUUUGCACCUUUUAAAGAAUUCGUUUUUAUACAUAAUGAACUUAAAGUCUGGUUGAACAAAAAGAUUUUAAUUUUUCACCAUGUUUUGUUUGACACGUUUUUGGACAGCUUGUCUUAAAUUUACACCAUGUUUACUGUAAUAUUUGGUUGUUUUUGAUUUUACUGUGACAUAAAUCCUGCGAUUGGAUGAAGGAAAGCGUGAAGGAGCAGUUUGAUCAGGUCACUGAUUUAAAGAGACUGAAAAAAGGGAAAAUGAGCCUCAUGAAGGAUCCUGCACUGUAUCAUAUAUAUAUAUAUUAUAUAUUAAACUGCUUUUAAAAGCUGCUGUUGGAGGAGGAAACAGUCAAACAAUGUAAUUAUUGAUGCAUGCCAUCCAAACCGGUUGGGUUUCAGGGGAAGCUUGUCUGGAAAACAACCAAUAAAAAGUGAAACCUUGUUUUCUUUUGUUUCUGACUUUGCUGGGAUCUAAUGUGGGAACGUUUAGGUGGAAUAAUUUCCUGACUUUGAAAUGGGAACAGCAUGUUCUUAUGUCUUUCCCAUUUUGAAGAGUGGCAAGAAAACUGUCAGUGACACAGGAAGUCACUGAGCUUUGGAUAAUCGUUUUUCCCCCCCAACUGAAUUUUCACAAAUCAAAUGUUUUAGGGACUUUAAGACUAUAAAACAGGGUAGUUGUUUUAAAAUAAUGAAAUAAAAUAAAAACAGUGGUUUUGUGUAA
Messenger RNA from Poeciliopsis prolifica (blackstripe livebearer), 1768 nucleotides. Its product is annotated as STARD3 N-terminal-like protein. The record is from RefSeq and is a predicted model, not a curated record. The transcript is spliced from 9 exons. Lineage: Eukaryota; Metazoa; Chordata; Actinopteri; Cyprinodontiformes; Poeciliidae. The coding region runs from base 277 to 969 and encodes 230 amino acids.